Molecule: messenger RNA, 1617 nt
Organism: Pseudozyma hubeiensis SY62
Lineage: Eukaryota; Fungi; Basidiomycota; Ustilaginomycetes; Ustilaginales; Ustilaginaceae
Exons: 1
Coding region: 1-1617 (538 amino acids)
Molecular function (GO): protein binding
Source: RefSeq, a predicted model, not a curated record
AUGCUGUGGAAUGCUGUGUUCGUGAGGAGAAUGAAUGACUUUUCUCAACCUCAUUUUUCUGUGCGUUUAUUUGAGCUUUUGCCUCUAAUCGGCGAAAUUCGCGGCGAUCUACGACUUUUUCUUCUCGCUUCACCUCUUCUUGACAAUCUUUACCCCCAACGUAUCCCUACCAGCAUGGCAGCUGCCACGUCUCUAUACACAGCCUCGACUGGGCUAUGUGCCGAUUCGGUGGAAUCAGCGCCAGGUUGCCGCGGCUUCUUCGCUCUCGCGACUUACCAAGUGGACAAGCUAGAGCAGCAACAAGCCCAGGCUGAGACAUCGUCUGCCACGGUCGCGCACGGUGAAGAUGAUGACGACGACGAUGAUUCAGACAGGGUCGCGAGCACAUCGACAAGUCCGGCAUACACGAGACGCGGGACGUGUAGUCUGUACUACGCUCACAAACCUUCGGAAGAGAGUACGGGAGGGGUCGAGUGCGCGAAAGUUGACACAAUCGAGACGCCGGCUAUCCUGGACAUGAAGUGGUCGCUAUCGAAACCAGACGACGGAAUAAGACGGAUACUGGGUGUGGCGAAUGCCAAAGGUCAGGUCACAGUGCAUCGCUUGCGAAGCGACUCAUACAAGACAAGCUCAAAGGCAACCUUAUCACCGCUGGGCGAGCUACACUUCAACGACAGGAACGUCCUUUGUCUCAGUCUCGACUUUUCCGAUCGCAAAGGAGGGCAUGCAGGAGGAUACGACAUGAGCAACUUGACUGCAGACACUGCCAUGAUCGUAUCACAGAGCGACGGGUCACUAGCCUAUUUGCCGAGUCUCGAAGCCGCUCUUUCUAGCACAAUCACCAUGGUCGACGACAUCGCUACGGAGAUCGCACAGACCUCAAUACACAACCGCACAGACGAAGGCAAUGAAGAUGACGACGACGAAUGGGACCGAACAAGCGAAGACGAACGACUUGCAUCCCUCCAAACCGCCCAUUCCACCCUCAACUCUUCUUACCCCAGCAAACCCCGCGGACUCGUCACUUGGGCAGCGCACGACUUUGAAGCCUGGAUCGCCGCCUUCGACUGCUUCAACCCAACCACCGUCUGGUCCGGCGGGGACGACCUCACGCUCAAAGGCUGGGACCUUCGCUCCGUCUCCUCCACAACUCCCACAACCCCCACUUUUGCCUGCACAAAGCCAUUCAACGGUGGCGUGACAUCACUCCAAUCACAUCACCUGCGUCAACAUCUCUGGGCUGUCGGGAGCUACGAUUCGUACCUACGUUUGUUCGACGCACGCAUGCCCGCGAGACCGUUGAGCGAAACCAACGUUGGCGGCGGCGUGUGGCGGGUCAAGUGGCAUCCGGACGAUCCGAGGACGCUUUUGGUGGGCUGCAUGCACGACGGUUUCAAGGUGUUGAGGUUGGACGAUUUGGCAGAGGAAGGUGCUGGUGGAGCAGAACUGAGAGGAAAAGAGUUCGAUGUGGUGACACGCUUCGAUGCGCAUGAGAGCUUGGCGUAUGGUUGCGAUUGGGACCGUGGUGAGGUCGAUGCGGAGGGAGCAGCGAGGAGGGUGUACAGCUGCUCUUUCUACGAUGCGACGCUGCACAUUUGGGAUUCGCAAGGAGCGUGA